Molecule: messenger RNA, 3034 nt
Organism: Acanthochromis polyacanthus (spiny chromis)
Lineage: Eukaryota; Metazoa; Chordata; Actinopteri; Pomacentridae
Gene: htra3a
Product: HtrA serine peptidase 3a
Exons: 10
Coding region: 1214-2680 (488 amino acids)
Biological process (GO): proteolysis
Cellular component (GO): extracellular region
Molecular function (GO): protein binding; serine-type endopeptidase activity
Source: RefSeq, a predicted model, not a curated record
AUGCAUUUUACAGGUGUUUUUUCCCACUUGAAUUUCUUUUGAAAAGUUUUAAAAUGUACACAUUUAGCUUCCAAAAUCAUUAACCACAGACCAGGAUUCUGAAACUCAGGGAGUUCAAUGUCAUUCAGCCACCCACCAUUCAUUGUGAUUUUUCUGCUUACUCUGUUCAGCACACACAUGAAAACACCAGCUAUUUGUGGGGGAAAAAAGGCCACCAUAACACUUCUAUUUCCUGCAGGGGAUGGUAAGGCAUAGGAAAGGAAGCAAUUGAGGAACUAGGACUUUUUUGACUGUAGGUGGAGACACAGAUGCUUCUAAUUCAGUACUGUUGAUAUUUUAUUUGAAGGUGAGACAUUUGGCCAAAUAUGCAACAGGUCUGAGAAUGACUGAACAACUCCCUUGCUAUAAGACCUGCAGUCUACUAAAUAUAAAUGUGAGGUCAAAAGCAACUUACCCAGCACUGUGGUGUCAAAAUAAAUAAAUCUUAUUUUUAUGCUAAUGUAAAUUUCCUUCCUGCAUGUACCUGACACUAGGCCUUGUCACAAACACAAAAUCUCCACUAAGCUGGAAGGAACUCAAGUGACUAGUUAACAAAGCAUUUUUUUAAAAAUUAAUGCCAUCAUAAAAAUUCUAUAACCCUGUAGGAAUGCAAUAAGAAUGUAAUGGUAAUGCACAGAAGGGUUUCUAAAGAUCUUCUGACUGUCCAUCUUGAGGAUGCCAAUCAACACUUCAGGGCACAAUCUGACUUUACAUGAGCCUGUCUAUACAUUUGAAUACAACUGUACUGUAUAAACAGGGGAUCAAUAACCUCUAAUUUUCCAUUGCUUUGAAACUGAAUCUUUCAUGUGUUUUUUAUCCCCACUAGAUGGUGCGCAUUGUCGGUUUGACUCCAUCACUUGGUCCUCUGCGCUCCAAGGCUCAGUUUCACUAAAAGUAGGUGAUGUACAGUCACAAGGCUGUCAAAACAUGCAGGCACUGAUGACUCUGCUAUGAGUUGAAUCCAAACAGAGCUUUGAACACUAGCUUCAUGUAGGCAUAUCCCUUUUUUUCAUAACAGCAGACAGUGGAGCCACUGGAGACACAAGGUUGCUUUUAUUUAAGGUCCUAACGCAAAGGAGCAACCAGGUUAUUUUUAAUAUUACAACUGAAUAUGAAUUUAUGAGGGGAAACAUCCAUCCGUCCGAGCUUGCUGACGCGGUCGAGAUCCAUCAGAAUGCAGCUACUUUUCCUCGCCGCUGUGUUUCUCUUUACGCACGACUUGGACUCCGUGCGCUCGGACAAGUGCGCCUCCCGGUGCGACGUGAGCUCGUGUCCGAGCCCCAGCUGCCCCAGCGGGUACGUCCCGGACAGAUGCAACUGCUGCUUGGUGUGCUCGCCCCGGGAAGGCGACCCCUGCGGCCGCAAGAACGACCUGCCAUGCGGGGAUGGACUGGAGUGCAGGAUGCUCACCGCGGGGCGGCGGCGGGGCUCCAAGGGGGUCUGCCGGUGUAAGAUGGAGCUGGAAGUGUGCGGAAGCGACGGGAAAACGUAUGGAAAUGUGUGUAAGAUGAGAGCAGCCAGUCAUAAAGCUCUACACAAGGGCAGACCCGCAGUGAGCCAAGCGCACAAAGGGCCGUGUUCGCCUUCAGGCGCAGAUCUUUCCCUGGUCCGUACCAGCAGCCCUCGUUACAAGUUCAAUUUCAUCGCUGAUGUCGUGGAAAAAAUAGCACCUGCUGUCGUCCACAUCGAGCUGUUUGUGAGACAUCCUCUGUUUGGUCGCCAUGUGCGUCUGUCCAGCGGCUCCGGCUUUGUUGUGACCCACUCAGGUGUGAUUGUGACCAACGCUCACGUGGUGACCACAACUUCCACAGUGACGGGGAGGCCUCAGCUGCGCGUUCAGCUCCACGACGGCGAUGCAUACGAAGCUGUGGUCAGAGACUUAGACAAGAAGGCAGACAUCGCCACCAUCAAGGUCAAUCCACAGAAGAAGCUCCAUGUGCUGUCUCUGGGUCGCUCGGCUGGUCUGAGGCCGGGGGAGUUUGUGGUCGCCAUCGGCAGCCCCUUCGCCCUGCAGAACACCGUCACCACCGGCAUUGUCAGCACGACACAGAGAGACGGCAAAGAGCUGGGCAUCAAGGACUCAGACAUGGACUACGUCCAGACUGAUGCUAUCAUCAAUUACGGCAAUUCAGGAGGGCCUCUUGUUAACCUGGAUGGAGAGGUGAUAGGUAUCAACACUCUUAAAGUGACAGCAGGGAUCUCCUUCGCUAUACCCUCGGACAGGAUCCGGCGCUUCCUCACAGAGUCAAAGAUCAAACUCAGCAAAGAAAAGGCAAGACUACAGAGAAGAUUUACAGAGGAACCCCAGUCUGAUGCAGAUGUCUCAGAAGUGAAGAGAUAUUUUUUAGGCAUCAGGAUGAUCACAAUCACCAAAGCGCUAGUGGCGGGACUGAAACAUCAGAACCCAGACUUUCCUGACGUCAGCAGUGGGGUUUUGGUGCAGCAGGUCAUACCUAACACUCCAGCAGAAAAUGGAGGGAUUAAGGAAGGUGAUGUUAUAGUGAAGCUGAAUGCACAGCCGGUUAACACCACCGAUGACGUCCGUGUGGUGCUGCAGACCAACCAGCCACUUCUGCUCGAGAUUCGCAGAGGGAACGAUGACAUGCUAUUCAACAUCCAGCCUCAGCUUUUAGUGCAUUGAAGAACAGGACAGAUUGUUUUAGCGUGAGCAAAACUUGGACAGGAUUCAAUAGAGGCCAUAAACUAUGUACUGCAAGGAAUUAUGAAUAAGCUACAUGUGGAAAUUAGAACUGAUGAGGAAUAAUUUCAGUUCAGAUUUUUGAUAAAACGUGAAAAACGUGUAUUUCCUUUAAACUUGUUAACUUGUUCCAGUCAGAUUUUUUUCAAGUUUAGAUUUGUGUAACUUUUUUUCUAUCAUAUAGUCUUUUUUUUUUUUUGAGAAAUACAGUUGUUUAUUACAAUACUCAAAAUAUUUCUGAGUAGAUUUUGCUGCACUGACAUUGAAAAAGCUUCAGAAUAAAAGCUUCCAAAGAAG